GGCUGCAGAGGAGGCUCACCACACACACAGGACACUCACAGUGGUGGAAAUGAUUCCUGUUUCUCUUUAACUAAGCGGAGUUUGCAUUUUUCUAACUGGAGCUUUUUUUUUCGUCUGUUAAAUGUCGUUGGCGGAAUAAAGACGUGAAGUCACUCCGGACUGGAACUUUAUUUAUGGACACUUUUACUUUCUUCUGACUCAGACGAAUCUCUGUUUUUAUUGUUUCGGAUAUCUUCCUGAUACUUGAACUUAUCCAGGACAGAGUUGUGUUUGAGGUCAAACAAACCCGCCAACAGACUUAACUGUAGUGUUGUGGAUAUAUUCCAGUCUCCAGUAAAAUGAGGUGGACACAGCUGCUCAGGAUUGUGCUGUGUGCAGUGAGCUGUCUCCACUGUGCUGCUGCUCUGCCUGCUGCAGGCUGUAAAGGAGAAGAUUGCAGCAGAGACCAGACCUCCAGUCCAUCCCACUCUUCCUCUUCUUUAUCUCCCCCUGAAUCUUCUCCUGUGGUGGUGGAAUCCCAGCAGCCCUCCCAGGACUUCCUGGACCAGUUUACCCAGGUGAACUCGCCAAACAGCGGGGACCGUAAACACCGUGACGCCAGUGCCGUCCUGCCCUUCAUUGGCCUCACAGGCAGUGCUGAGCAGAGUCGUAGCUGCUGUAAGAACGGAGGGACAUGUAUCCUGGGCAGCUUCUGCGCCUGCCCUCCUUUCUUCACAGGGAGGAGCUGCGAGUACGACCAACGCAUCAGGAGCUGUGGUAGGAUUCCUCACGGUGAGUGGGUUCAGAAAGGAUGCUCCUACUGUCGCUGUGGUUACGGUGUCCUGCACUGCUUCCCCCACGUCUUCCACAAAGACUGCGAUGACUCAGAGGAGGUGCGCUGGUAUCACUCGUCAGCUGUCAGGACAGUUCGGACCAGCUGCUUCCUGUAUCUGAUGCUGCUUCUUCCCCUGCUUCUCCUCCUCUGAUAUAAAUAUCCAUAUUUUUAAAUGGCUGCUGGACACAAAUGGGAGGAUUUAUGUGAAACACUGAGCUGUGGACUAUGCAAGAUUUCUCAAGCUGCUUCUUCAGGACUCUGAUCUGUCUCCCAACCCAUUAGAGAUUUUUAAGCUUUUUUAAAAUAUUGUAUUUUGUCCAAAUGCUACUGUAGUGGAGGAGUGAAAGAUUAUUUAAACUGGAAAUCAGGGUUGUUCCUUCAUGAUUGAAGAGAGAUUCUAAAAACAGAUUGUGUGGAUUUAACCUCUGCAGUUAGACUGUGAUUGUUGAUGGGGAUGUACGGUACUUCUGCUGCACUAAACUGUGCUGUUCCAGCUCUCAACACCUUACGAAUGAUGACCCUGUGAAAUGUUCAGGGAUCUUAAUGAGGACUGAAGGUUGAAUGGACUCGAACAUACCACUGGAUCAACUUUAACAUCUUCAAGAAUUCAGUGAAGUUGACUGAUCAGUUUCUUCAGACAGGGAAAACCAUCAGCUGAUGUAUCUGAACUAAUUCCAGUUUCCCCCAGACAUCACUUCAGAUUUGAACAUUUUAGGAUUCAAUACUGAAUCCAAUGUUUACAACAGAUUUAUAGCUCAACAGCUUUACAUACAUUCAUGCCAAGUCUCUUUUAAAACCUCUGAAGUGAGUCAGCAGUUUGACAGUGAAAGAAACUGCGACUGAACCACAAACGAAACAAAGAGUCUUUGAUUCUUAAAACUUUUCCUUCCAGUGGAAGGUCGUCUGUAUGUCUGUGGUGUCUCGAAUAACAAAGUGUAUGUGAAGGAAGCUGUACAUAAGAUUUUUAUGAGAGUAUGUUUUUUUGUCAUGUUAGGCUCUGUAGCUUAAUGUGAUUUUUUUUCUUUGUAAAGAAGACAGUGUCUUCUGUCUGUUUGCACAAACUGUGAGCUGAUGUGACAUUUUGUCCUUGGAAUACAAGCAUAUAUUGAAUAUGUGUCUAUGAAAUUCUGUUGCAAGAGUUUUGGGUUUGUGUUGUGAGAUUUGUCUCUGCAAAAACAUAUUGACAUCAUUAAAACAAAUGUGACAGUGGAAGUGAAACGGAAAGUCAACUUUUUUAUAUGAACACCCCUCAUCCACACCCCACCAUGCUUUCAUCUGCAAAUAUGUUUCAAAGUAAAUAUUAAAAAAUAUUUUUUAUUUUCCCAACAGAAUCUUU
Molecule: messenger RNA, 2150 nt
Organism: Epinephelus moara (kelp grouper)
Lineage: Eukaryota; Metazoa; Chordata; Actinopteri; Perciformes; Serranidae
Gene: tdgf1
Product: teratocarcinoma-derived growth factor 1
Exons: 6
Coding region: 339-965 (208 amino acids)
Source: RefSeq, a predicted model, not a curated record